UAUUUCUGUUUACCUUCCACAGGCUAAACGAGUUGAAGGCAUGUAUUUACUGCGAGGCCGAGUAAGCUCUUCGUCAAAUCAUCAGUAUCAUUGUUGUUCAGUCUCAUAAAAACUAUAUACGGGUCAUCACAAAUGACAAAAUCUUCCGAAUUUAUUAUUCCUGAACAGCAAACCAAACUUGGUAAGUGGCAAAGCUAAACCAACUGGCAGACGGUAGCUGUUAUGACGGAAAGUAUGACAUUUUUUGCAAGUGUAUGUGCGACUGAGUCAUUCUCUUCAUGUUCUACUAUUGACGCAGCAAACUUUGGAAUAUUUGUCAAUAGAAUCACAGGAUUUAGAAUAUCUAGCAUCGUCAGUAAACAGCACAAAUGUAAACAAGGCGAUAUUGAAAUAAGCUAUGCUCGUUAUAAUAAAAACAAAAGAGAUUUUUAUAAAAAUUGCAAUUGUUGCUGUGAUAACUCAAGGCAGCUUUGGGGUGACACAGCCCAGCCGGUAACUCCACCUGAAUUACCUAAAAUUGCCGAUAGUGAUACGUUGCAUGAGAAAUGCAAGCGGCCAGUUCAACGGCAUAUUGCGGCCAACAGUUCAAAUGUAAUACACAAUUCUUGUUAUUGUCCAACAAAUGCAAUAAAAGCUAAUGUUUUUGGCAGCAAUGUUGACCGGACAAAGCAAGCGGACAGCCGUGUUACUGAAACGAAAACAUUGCUGCAAACUGAUCAAGUUUUGAAAUCCUUGACUGCCCCAGCUAUAGCUCACAGUAAAACAAAAACAUAUAGCGGUUUUGACGAUAAUAGCAGCAUAAAUAGAUUGCACGAGCUAGAGAUUUCAAAACGUAGUCAUAGAAUGAUAACACACAGUCACAUUUCUGCCGAUGAAAUGUUUUCAAAUGAUGAUUUUCAUCGAAUUUGUUCUUUUGCACCUGCUUCAGAUAAAGCAAUACGCCGAAAAGAAAUCAACGCCAUAAACCGGGUAGAUUUAAGAAAAAAUGUCGUGAGCUGUCGUUUUAACAAUUUUAGGGGGAGUGGAAGGCUUCACGCUCAAAUGUAUGGAUAUUGGAUACAUUAUAUCCUCUUAAUAUUGUUACUGUCACUGUCGCAAGUUCGCUGGACGUACGCUUUACUAGUGGUUGAACCCAAAUAUGCUGGUCUUGCUGAUGAUGACUUCAUUUCUGAUAACGGCAACAACUACCCGUAUAUUAAUGCCAGCAUAAGAUCGGGCGGAAGCAGUAACCGGAUUGGUACAAAAUCACCACCAGGUAUGAUCGGGGUUACUGGAGAAAAUUCUGCAACUAUUGGCAGUUCAUCUUCUGGUGUCACUGGUUACAUGGAUAAGAUGAACAAUUUAGAGCGAAAUGUUGCGGCUGUUCUUAUAAAAGUUGCCUACGGUACAACGUCGACGACUAAACGUAGUAUUCCGGAUAAUAGAUACGUAGCCAGUCUGACAACAAUCGCCACCCCACUGUUGACGACCCUGCGGUAUGCGGAAAAACCAUCACACCAGCAACAAAUAAACCUACAGCAUCGAAACUACGAAUUGGAUUUGGAGCGUGAUCACGCUUUGCCCACGUCAGCCCCCAAUGCCGAUAUUUUAAAAAGUAAUAGUAAUCCAACGUAUCCGAACCCGAAUAGACAUCACAAUCACGAGCGCGAACGACACCGGCAUGUCAUGAGCUCUACGCCUUCCCCAUCAUUACCGAAUAUUCUGAAGAAAAUCAAUGGGCAAUUACCUACUAUUCCAAUGUAUCCCGGCGACAUUCCUUCAUACUCUCCACCAGCCCGUUCAUUUUUCACACCACCAUUACCACCAGAAUAUCAGAAUCCGUUCGCUGAUAAACCUACCUUACGCGGCACAAAUAAUGAGGGUAUUAUUUCAAACUCAGGCACAUACAUAAACAGGCGACCAAUACCACCUCCGAGUUUAAUGCCCGGUCAUGAACGCAUACCGUUUCGUCCACCUGAUCUGGCAGCAUCAACUGGCGGUAGCACACAAGAUGGCUUUGUUCCCGUUGUAUCUAUUGGAGACAAUGGUAGCGUUACUAACGUACCCUUGGGUGCAAAUACAGAUGCGGAGAGGAAGAAAGCGCUGAAUACUCCUUCGCAGAGCAACGGUGGUUAUGGCAAAUCAAACGCGGACGUGUCUAAUGUUGGAAGUAUUAUACAAACGUUAACGAACGAUCAUAGCAAAAACUUCUAUGGCAGCGGCGGCAACUCACAAGAGGCGCCUGUACAGAAUAACAACUCGGCCCAACAACAUAGUACAAGACAAGAAGUUUUGCCAAGUAUACGCCGUAUUUUAAGUGGCUCCAAUGGAAAUAAAGGUGAAAUCCCAGAAGUGCUCCUAAAACAAGUCACCUCCCGUCCGAUUGUUAAUUACAACCAGCCACCAUCAUCGCCAGUUGUGCUCUUGGAUGGUGGUAAUACGGCUCAACAAGUUGAAGGCGGGGAAGAUAGUGGAAUAUCAAGUAGCUCAAAUAUAAAUAAAAGUAAAAAUAGUCCAGCCUUGGCCAGUGAUGAUACGGAAACUAGAACUGAAGUCAGUGAAAAUAAAUUUACGGGAAAGUCCAACAUGUAUAAUAACCACACCUACGGUGGAAUGAAUAGCAGUAGCAGUAUUAGUGGAGGUUCGCGCGCUGGUAGCUCUACGCCGGCAACAGCGGCUGCAAUUGGUGGAGAGCUAGCCGCAGCUGCGGCAGCCGCCGCUGCCACGUCAACGACUUCAACAGCGAGUAGCCCAACAAUCGCUAAGAGCCCAACAUUGUCAGCAACAGCUAUAAGCGGUAAUAUCGGCAGCGAUGCUGGCUCCUCGACGUCGUCUUCAACAGCUGCUGCCGCAUCUUCACACUCUACAUGGGCCGUUGCAUGGAACAUUCAUGUUUAUUUUUCUGUUGUACUCUUCACAAUUUUGGCAGUUUACUCUUUAUACAAAGUACUCACCUACAAUAAGUUGACACACCUGUUUUCACAAUCAUAUUUUAUGUGCAUUCAUUUAGUACUGAUUGUGAUAUGUUCCGCACGAAUCUUCUAUCUAUGUUAUGAUGCAUACAAUAUUCAUGCUACUUUUAAUUUGUUUGUUUCUGAGUUACUACUGAACUUGCCGGCAACAUUCUUGACAAUUUCAUUUUCAGUUCUUAUUCUUUACUUAUUUUUAAAGGCACUGAACCAUAAGAACAAUCGAUACUCUGCACUCAUACGCCCGCUAACCGUUGUGGUAGGCUGUGGUGUGCACGUAGUUCUCUGCAUUACACUGCAUUAUGUCGAAUCGUACACCCUGCAAAAUCAACAGGAACAACAACUGUUAUAUCAACAACAACAGCAACAGCUGCUCCACAGACGUCAGCAGCAGCAGCAACAACUUUUGCACCAGCAUCACCACCAGCUGCAGCAGCAGCAAUUUGUAGCAGCGGCAGCAACUCAUUUAUUGGUGUCUACAAAUGCCGGAAAUGUACAUUCAGCUCUUCUAAUGCAAUCGGUCUCGGCAGCUGCAACGGCAGGUAAUGUUGCGAGCAACACUCCUCCGCCAAGGGUGCUUUCUCUUAUAUGCCAGAUUAUAUAUAUUUUUGUAUGUCUUUUCCUCGGUAUAUUGUACCUUUAUUUAUACCGCAUUUUGAAGCGUAUACUUCGCAGCAAAUCUCAAAAUUAUAUACACGGGUAUCAGAAUCUUUCAUACGCUAUACACAUCACUAUAGCGACGGCGCUACUUUUUGUCCUUUUAGCUGCUUUGCAAAUAUUUGGGGCAAUUAGUAUAUCCACAACACGGCCCCUUAUACAACAAUUGACUUCUGAAAUCGAUUGGUUACAGUGGGGUUAUCAAUUCUCUUUACGGUUGAUCGAAAUAUCAAUUAUUACUUUGCUUUCGUGGGUGGCCGGCUUAAAAACAAGCGGGGGCGGCAGUGGUGGUGGUACAGCUGUUACUUCAGUGAGUAAUGGCGAUGCGCGUUAUGGCAUAGCCAGUGGUAAUGGUGGUACCAGUGUAGUGUUCGGCGGCGGCACAGUAAAUCAUAAUCGAGAGAAAUAUGCCCAUCAUCACUUUCACCACAAUCACUCAAAUGUGGCAGGGUUCUUUUUGCCGUGUACCUCUAGUUCCAGUCAGGAACAGUUUGAGACAGACUAUCCAGCUGUGUGUAAUGCGAAUACAAACCUUCAUACAUAUACAAUGCGCACUGGCAAACUUAUUUAUGACGACAGUUUUGCACUGAAUUCUCUCUCUGGCAAUGGCCAGUCUCAACUGACCAGUAACAGCGCUAUUCCCACUGGUUCUGGCAGCACACGAAAUGCUGGAGAAUUCCAGUUACAAGCGCAACCGACAUACCAACGUCCAUACGACUCAGGGUCCCUGAACAGCGCUAUAGCGAACCAUAAUGCAAGUGAAUAUGGCACGCAGAGUACGCUAGCUGGUGGCGUACGUUACAGCCACGAAGCACCUCAAUAUGCAGACUAUUUAACAGAUACGACAACCGAUCAUUAUGAAAAUCCAAACUUUGACCUUUGUGGUUCCGUUAGUGGUUCAGGUUUUGGCGUAGCCUCAGCAAACCCAGGUGGAAUACAAAAAUUUACAAAAACCUCAACAACUUCCACUACGGCUAGUAGUAGCGGUGCAUCCGGUUCAUCGGCAGCCUCACAGCAGCAUAUGCUGCUUCUCCAAAGUGACAGUUGCUAUUCGGAACCCUUACAACCCCCUCAUACAACCAGUUAUGACUUCAAUAACUUUGAAAGACCACAUUUGGUAGCUGGUAGCACCAGCAAACCUGCGGAUUGUUGGUCAGAAUCACAUUCCACAGGUCAACCAAUUCCUCGUGUCGAAAACCAUAAAAUCAAUCGUGAAAGGAAAAUCCAUACAACAUUGGAUCGCAAUGCUUAUGAAAACCCAGAGCGGCGUAGCUCGAACUCUACGCAUUCUUGUGCGUCAAGCACUAGUCGCUAUGGUGGUUACAAUUCCUUUGAUCGUGGCAUCUACAACGGCGUUCGUAAAAGUGGCACUUUAAAUAACAUCGGUGAUAGCGGCAAUUGUGGUGACCAUGGGCCUGGUAUAGGAAUUCUGCAUGGUCGCAAUUCAUCCUCUUCAUCAGCUGCCUCGUCGAAUAUAUCAGCACAACGUACAUCUGGCGCGCAGACAUUAGCACUAGCCUCAGAACGGCACCAUCAGCAGCAGCAGCGUAGUGUCCGUUCCAACAUGGGCACAGGUGUGGCACGUGAGCGCGAUCAUGACCAUGAUCAUGAUCGCGAGCACGAACACUUAUUUAGUCGUUCAUCUCUUGACCAUAACAGUACUCAGCAGAAAAACCACUCGCAGCGUCAGCAAAACUCCGAUGAUGACAUGAUGUUACCAGGCAGUAAUGUAGAGCGCUCUAACUUAAUUGAUAAUGAAGAUGGUUCUUGUAUUACAAAUAGUAAUAGCACAACAUCAUUUUGCGGUGUCCGAAACCAUUUGAACGAUAUCAAUGUUCCAAACAGUAACACAGCCGACCAAUUGGUUGGCAAAAUCCAUUUGAAAAGUAGUACUCAUUCCACAUCCAGCACUUCGAAUGCAUCCGGCACUUCGUUGACUGCUUCAGAAAGCAUCAGCAUCCGUGGCAGUGGCAAUGGCACUGCAAUGCUUGUAGCCGAACACGGGUUUGUUCGCUUUCGCGCCAUCGACGAUAUGAACAACGCACAGGGCAUAGGCAUACACAACGCCUCCAUACGCAACUAAAGUCCUCGAUGAAAUGUUUUCGUUAUUUGAAAUUACUGCUCCGGGGAUGCUAUGUUCGACAGGAAUUACAAUUAAAAAUUCUACAACGUAUAGAAAAGUACAUAGCAGUCAGAUUAUGUUAUGUAAAUAUAUACCAGUGAAUCAAUUAAGCUUAGGUCCAAGGUGGUCGCCGUGGCAGGUUAGAAGUGCGCACUACACUCUCCCGAAUAUAUAUCUGACGUGGAAAACCUCUUAAAAUCCAUCUGCCGUUCAGAGUAUACUUACAACUUCAGUGUUUGACUAGAGGCACACCACGAUAAUGUAAUAUAUUGUAGGUCCAAUUUAACGUCGAAACCCAGUUAUUUUGCUUGAAGACAUCAAAAUGCAUUCGCUUGUUCAUCUUGCUAGUUAUAAUAACAGCCAAAAUCUCACUGUAGUCCCAGGAAAUACAACAUACGUAGAGGAAGAAUCUCACAUUUAGGGACUAUUGGGUCCCUUGUAAUCGCUUCAGAGCAAAGAAAAACGCAAAAUAACAACACAUGGGGCACAUAUUCCCCAGACCUUCAUGUUCCCAAGUUAACUGAGAGCAUAAAGAUUUUUCUUAUUGGCACAUUUCCCCACUCCACUUUAUGAACAAAGCGCCGUUUUUUUAUAUGGUUUUAUAAUAUUGUAAAUAGUGGAAUGACUUAUACCCAUUUCACAGCCAAUUUCUUGUAAACUUUCUUUCCCAUUGCACCCUUAAAUUAUUUUUGUCCCUAAUUAUAAUUGAUUCACUAUAUGAAUGAUCUCUGCGAAUAGCGUUGUAAACGACAAUUUUCUGAAAACUAGUUUUUAACCUUAAAGACAUAAAUGUACAUAUUUUAUUUUCUAAAGGCAAGUAUCUUAAAGCCUCAUAUAACGAAAA
Rhagoletis pomonella (apple maggot) is the source of this 6571-nucleotide messenger RNA. RefSeq lists its product as uncharacterized. The transcript has 3 exons. The coding region runs from base 223 to 5688 and encodes 1821 amino acids. The record is from RefSeq and is a predicted model, not a curated record. NCBI's taxonomy places the organism in Eukaryota, Metazoa, Arthropoda, Insecta, Diptera, Tephritidae.